CUCCUAUAUAUCUACGCAUGCGACUGGGAACUGGGUCAUACGACAAAUGACGAUCACCUUGUUGGUGUUUCCAUCGGGUAAACGACGCCAGCGCUGUAUGCAUGCCGGGUGACUUUAUGACCGAUCAAUACGGGAAGCCCGAAGCGGUACCCUAAUAACAUCAAAGCGUCGUGGGAUCCCAGACCGGCCCUAGAGUAGACAGAUCAACAAUUAUUUGUGGAGUAGUAGGACACCGGUCUGAUGGAGCGGUCAGGAAUGUUGGCUCAAGCCUGGUGUCCUCAUUCUUUUAUUCGGGCGUUUCCGAGUACUACUACCACGAGAUACGACGCCCUCCAAUCCAGCAAGGGCCCAUACACCACCUAUCGUAUGGCUAAGCGCAAACGCCGAGUUGUGGAACUCGAUCGGCGAGUAUAUCUAUCCCGAAGAUUAUUUGACUGUGCAGAGUAUGUUCAGAGUCGUCAUCUGGCUGACUUCCUCUGCAAGUUGAAGGCUCGACUGGUUGUAGUUGCAGCUGAGCCACACCCUGGGUAUGACAACAUUCCUGUGUCUAUUGCCGCCCGCAAACACUCUGGCAUGUAUGCCUUGGUCAUGGGACUUUACUUUCCCUGCCAGCCAGCGUUUUCGCUUACUACAAUCACUCCAGGGCUGACUAUGUCACAUCCCUCACUGAAUACGCCAGUGGCGGCGCAGUAAUGCUACCUGACAAGCCAAGCGUGGCAGUCACCUCAGCAUGCGUGAAUAUCAUUCUUUGGGA
This is a messenger RNA of Aspergillus homomorphus CBS 101889, 754 nucleotides long. RefSeq lists its product as uncharacterized. NCBI's taxonomy places the organism in Eukaryota, Fungi, Ascomycota, Eurotiomycetes, Eurotiales, Aspergillaceae. The coding region runs from base 241 to 693 and encodes 150 amino acids. The record is from RefSeq and is a predicted model, not a curated record. The transcript has a single exon.